Molecule: messenger RNA, 1422 nt
Organism: Malus domestica (apple)
Lineage: Eukaryota; Viridiplantae; Streptophyta; Magnoliopsida; Rosales; Rosaceae
Molecular function (GO): phosphatidylinositol transfer activity
Source: RefSeq, a predicted model, not a curated record
UAUUUUGCCAUCAUUCUGUUAUUUUCCCAUCAUUCUAUAAAUAAUAUUAUUAUUAUUAAAUAAGGAAAAAAAAAGUGAUAGGAAUUUUCAGAUGGGGGAAAUAUUAAAUGGAUAUUGAUUUCGAUAUUUGCCAUGAGCUCUGAGUAUUUGCCUGGCAAAACACUUGAUUUUUGGUGAUCGAUUUCGUUAAAAUUUAGGGUCAUUGAAAUUUUUUAAAAGAUGUCAUUCAAAAAAGGAGAAAGCACAACAGAUAAAGCAUUGUCACAUGGAGAGCAGCUGGCCAAGAUUUAUGAAGUAAGGAAGAUGAUGGGUCCUAUUGCGGAUAGGCUACCAGCCAUUUGUUCAGAAGCUUCAAUCUCAAGGUACCUAAGAGCGCGGAACUGGAAUACAAAGAAGGCGGGCAAGAUGCUGAAAGAAACCAUAAAAUGGAGGUUGGAGUUCAAGCCCGAGAAGAUCCGAUGGGAAAACAUUACUCAAGAAGCGAAGACAGGAAAAAUUUACAGAGCCAAUUACCAUGACAAGUGCGGAAGGACAGUUCUUAUCCUGAGGCCUGGUUUUCAGAACACAAAUGCGGUAAACGAGCAGAUGAUGUAUUUGGUAUACUGCCUGGAGAAUGCCAUACUGAAUAUGAAUCCAGAUCAGGAACAGAUGGUGUGGCUAAUUGAUUUUCAACGGUGGAACACGUCGAGCAUAUCGUUGAAGGCGACUAGGGAAACAGCUAAGAUCCUGCAAAAUCAUUACCCUGAGAGAUUGGGAAUUGGCAUCCUCUAUAAUCCACCAAAAAUAUUUGAGUCCUUUUGGACGUUGGUAAAACCAUUUCUUGAGCCAAAAACACACAAGAAGAUGAAGUUUGUGUACUCGGACAACUCGCAGAGCCAGAAGAUAAUGGAAGAUCUUUUCAACAUGGACAAGUUGGAAUCCACAUUUGGCGGGAGAAGUUCAGUUGGUUUCGACUAUGAAGCUUACGGACAAAGAAUGCGAGAAGAUGACAAGAAAAUGUCUAGUUUUAUCGAUUCAGGUUGUUCGCCAGCCUAUUCGCCAGCCUAUUCGCCAGCUUAUUCGCCAUCAAUCAUGUCCGAGUUGCAGCAAUUGACUUCUGACCAUUGUUCUGAGGUCUCCGAUGAAGGCGGCUGCUCGUCGUGCGAUGAAGCAGCUUCGUCGAACUUGGAGGUCGUCGAUGAGAAGGUACAAGGACAACCGCACGACAGCAAAGAUGUUGCAAAUGACUGCACAAAAGUGGCUGCAUGAUGAGCACUAGGUUUUAGGGUUUGGUUUUAUGAUAUUUCACCUUAUGUAAUGAAACAUUUAACACAGUUACUUUUACAGCUCCUUUUUUUUUUCCCUCUUUGGUUGAAAAGGUUUUCUCUUGUUUGCUGACACGUUGUUUAAAGAUCAAUAUUUCUACUGAGAUUGGAAUUUCGA